AUGACUCACGGGAAGGGUGCCGAGCUGGUGCUGCACCAGCACGGCAAAUCGAGGGUGCGGGUGGCGCGAGUGUGGCGGCAGGGGAGCGUGCACCACUUUGUUGAAUACAAUGUGUACUCCAUGCUGGAGUCCGACAUGGCCCACGCCUACUACACAGAGUCCAACCGGGGCAUGACCUCCACAGACACCCAGAAGAACGCCGUGUAUUACGUCGCCAAGCAGUUUGCGUCACCGUGCUCCCCCGAGGAGUUCGGCGUGGCGCUGGCCAAGCACUUUGUGCAGAACUACCCGCUGGUGUGGAAGUCCAAGGUCAUGGUGGAGAUGAUGCCCUGGAAGCGGCUGGACCUGGGCGGCCAGCCGCACGACCACGGCUACACGGCGCUGGGCGAGGAGCUGCGCACCGCCUACGUCACGCACGACAACCAGGGCAAGACGGAGGUGCUGAAGACCACGCAGAGCGGCUACGUCGGCUUCCUGCACGACAAGUUCACCACGCUGCCAGACGUGACCGACCGCAUCGUGGCCACCUCCGUCACCGCCACCUGGAAGUACUCCCGCGCGCCGCCUUGCUACAACGCCGCCUUUGACGCGGUCAGGCAGGCCUUCUGCUCUGCCUUCUUCGGGCCCGUCAAGGGCGGCGUGUACAGCCCCUCGGUGCAGUACACGCUGUACCGCAUGGCGCAGGGAGCCAUCGCCAAAGUGUCCGAGGUGGACAGCGUGUUCCUCAACAUGCCCAACCUGCACUUCCUCCCCGUGGCGCCCGUCACCUCCCGCUUUGACGACGACGUGUAUGUGGCAACGUCAGAGCCGCACGGCAACAUCGAGGCUGUGGUGACGCGCCCGUCGGCGCAGCCCCACUGCCGGCUGUGA
Molecule: messenger RNA, 870 nt
Organism: Chlorella variabilis
Lineage: Eukaryota; Viridiplantae; Chlorophyta; Trebouxiophyceae; Chlorellales; Chlorellaceae
Exons: 7
Coding region: 1-870 (289 amino acids)
Biological process (GO): purine nucleobase catabolic process; urate catabolic process
Cellular component (GO): peroxisome
Molecular function (GO): urate oxidase activity
Source: RefSeq, a predicted model, not a curated record